AUGCAACGAAAAGCUUUAGGAAAAGCUGCAGUUAUUGGAUCCUUGUACGAUGCUACGACAGACACAUUUAGUAAAACUACAAUAUUGAGAAUUGAGCUGCUAUUUAAUUCUGUAAGCAGAGUAAAUAUCCCUAAAACUAUUGCAUUAGAUGGAUCUGUAAAGUAUUUAGACGAUAUAAAAGAUAGUUUUAGAUCUAUAAAAGGUACACUUGUGUACAAAGUAACUUCGGUUGAAGAAAAUCUAGAUAUUUAUCGUGAAUACACCAAAGGCUACACAUAUACACGUAGUAAUAGUACCGUAGGCAUUGAAGGGAAAUUGUAUAAUACCAUUAAUCGAUUCUCAAUAAAGUUAUUGGGAGACGUUAUUCCUAAUACGAUUCCUCAAUCUGUUGAAGAUGCCAAAAUAAUCUUAUCAAAACUUUCAUCAUAUAUUAAAAAAAAUAAUGACGGUAAAGGUGUUCCAAUAGAAUAUAUUCUUUAUCCAUUAACAGAAUUCUCUAAAAUAUUAUCGCAACAUUCUUCAGUUGAUCGUAUGAUAAUAGAGUUAAGUGAAGAUACUACUCUAAGAAUAGAACAAAUUUUUAUUGAUUUAUUCAAAUCAAAGCAAAAGUUUAAUGAUUUAUUUAAUGAUGUAAAAUCUAUCUCUAAAUUCAUACCUGAUGACUUUUUGAUGAGAUUAAUAAGCAUGUACAAGAAGUUUACUUAG
This is a messenger RNA of Racocetra persica, 705 nucleotides long. The record is from the annotation of a GenBank genome assembly. Lineage: Eukaryota; Fungi; Glomeromycota; Glomeromycetes; Diversisporales; Gigasporaceae.